AUGGCCGAAAUGUCUUCCUCAUUGUUGCCUUCUAUGUCUCCUUGCUAUAAGAGGAACUGGCUUCUUUCUUGGGGUAUCGGCAUGAUGCUCGUCUCGGCUUUGGCGGACGACGUGCCUCCCGUCUUUCUGUUUGGAGACUCGACAUUCGAUGUGGAGACUAACGAUUGCAUACCUACGAGGGCAAAAGCCAACUUCCCUUAUAACGGGAUCGAUUUCCCCAAUGCCCUAGCGACGGGGAGAUUCAGUAACGGAUAUAACAAUGCCGACGAAAUAGUUUCUUCUGAUGGCAUCUUUAAUCUUAUGUUGCAAUUAGACAUCACCAACAUAGAAGAAGCAUGCAGCGGACAAGGGACGCUGAAUGCAGAGGAGCCGUGCUUCGUCGACGACAGCCCCAACCUAUGCCCGAACCGCGGGGAAUACUUAUUCUGGGACUUGUUCCACCCGACCCAGUACGCGACCCACAAAGCCGCCGUCACUCUGUUCACCGGGGGCCCGACCUUCGUGGUGCCGAUGAACUUGGGCCAGUUGGCCCGGGCCAGCGCGUGA
This is a messenger RNA of Rhodamnia argentea, 546 nucleotides long. RefSeq names its product GDSL esterase/lipase LTL1-like. The coding region runs from base 1 to 546 and encodes 181 amino acids. Lineage: Eukaryota; Viridiplantae; Streptophyta; Magnoliopsida; Myrtales; Myrtaceae. The record is from RefSeq and is a predicted model, not a curated record. The transcript has 2 exons.